CUCGGCUGCAGGUACAAGGGCAGUGCGACUCGACCCUGCCUGAGCCAUGCCAGCCAACCUCACAGAGGGCAACUCACAUGCCAACCAGACGGUAGCUUGCACUGAAAUUGUCACUUUCACUGAAGUGCUGGCGGUGGAGGAGGGGGGGUCCUUCUAUUCCUCCUUUAAGACAGAACAGCUUAUAACCCUGUGGGUCCUGUUUAUUUUCACCAUUGUGGGAAACUCUGUUGUGCUGUUCUCUACGUGGAGAAGGAAAAGAAAGUCCAGAAUGACCUUCUUUGUGACUCAAUUGGCCAUCACAGACUCCUUCACAGGACUGAUCAACAUCCUGACAGACAUCAUUUGGCGAUUUACAGGAGAUUUCAUGGCCCCCGACCUGGUCUGCAGAGUAGUCCGCUAUUUGCAGGUUGUCAUGCUGUAUGCCUCUACCUACGUCCUAGUGUCCCUCAGCAUAGACAGAUACCAUGCCAUCGUCUAUCCCAUGAAGUUUCUUCAAGGAGAGAAGCAAGCCAAAGUCCUCAUUGGCAUAGCCUGGAGCCUCUCGUUCCUGUUCUCCAUCCCCACACUGAUCAUUUUUGGGAAAAGGACACUCUCAAAUGGUGAGGUGCAGUGCUGGGCACUGUGGCCUGAUGACUCCUACUGGACCCCAUACAUGACCAUUGUGGCCUUUCUGGUGUACUUCAUCCCACUGACAAUUAUCAGUGUCAUCUAUGGCCUUGUGAUCCGAACUAUUUGGAUUAAAAGCAAAGCCCAUGAGACAGUGAUUUCUAACUGCUCAGAUGGCAAACUAUGCAGCAGCUACAACCGAGGGCUCAUCUCAAAAGCAAAAAUCAAGGCCAUCAAGUAUAGCAUAGUCAUUAUCCUUGCUUUCGUCUGCUGCUGGAGCCCAUACUUCCUUUUUGACAUGCUGGACAAUUUCAACCUCCUUCCGGACACCAAGGAGCGCUUCUAUGCCUCCGUGAUCAUCCAGAACCUACCAGCCCUGAACAGUGCCAUCAAUCCCCUCAUCUACUGCAUCUUCAGCAACUCCGUCUGCUUCCCCUGCAAGGAGCAGAGAUCACAAGACCCCAGAAUGACAUACCGGGAAAGAAGCGAGAGGCAAGAGAUGCAGAUUCUCUCCAAGCCAGAAUUCAUCUAAACCCUGAAGCAGUGUUGCUGGGCUGAGCACAUUCAGCCCUCCUGGAGCUCCAUUACCAGUUAGUGGAUGUGCAUGAAUCCUGAGCCAGCCCAGCCCCACUCCUGCAUCACCCAGCAGAUGCAUGAGGCAAACUUCCAAAGUGAGAGCAUACCAGCUGCAAUGCAAGCACUAGCCAACAUGAACCCAUCACCCCUUUAUGUCAGCUAGAAAAAACACUUCUCCCAACCCUUCUUCCCACAG
This is a messenger RNA of Phodopus roborovskii (desert hamster), 1378 nucleotides long. RefSeq names its product neuropeptide S receptor 1 (gene Npsr1). Gene Ontology annotation, cellular component: cytoplasm; membrane. Lineage: Eukaryota; Metazoa; Chordata; Mammalia; Rodentia; Cricetidae. The coding region runs from base 47 to 1138 and encodes 363 amino acids. Gene Ontology annotation, molecular function: vasopressin receptor activity; neuropeptide receptor activity. The record is from RefSeq and is a predicted model, not a curated record. Gene Ontology annotation, biological process: positive regulation of release of sequestered calcium ion into cytosol; neuropeptide signaling pathway. The transcript has 9 exons.